AUGCCGAUCAAGUCCUUCAAAGGUUUCACGCGGCGCAAGUCAUCGGGAAAUGUCCUGGAGGAUGUGGAAAACCCAGCGCAGUCGUCGUUCCGUGUCUUCGAGCGGCCGUCAACUGGAAGGAAGUCUCUGAGCGAUGGUAACCUCCUGAGGCAGAGAACUGCAGAUGGGCCGAGUCCGGGCUCCCCGCCAGAAGACGAUAAUAUUUUCGCUGGUUCCGAUGGCCCUGCUUAUAGAAAUCUAACUGGAGGAAAUACAAUCGAAGGCCCAGCAGCAGUUCGCUUUAGCUCCUCCACGCGCCGCUCAACGGACCUACAGACGCAGUUUGACUCCCAACCUCCGCAUUCCAAGAAUCUUCACGAUAUUCCAGUGCCGCCACUAUCCAGUGCGCUGCGCGCUGCUGGCCGGACAUUUUCGUUCGGUGGAAGGUUUUCGAAACCACCCGCCCAGGCACCACACCGGCCCUCGUCUCCAGAUACAACUCGAAGCCGAGCAACCACAAACAGUACGACAAGCACGGCGACACCGCCCAAGCUCUUGGAGACCGAGUUCCAAAUCGGCCGAAUGGACGAUGAUUUCGGGAAGAUGUUCGACGGUAUCGGUGCCCAGGACUCGACUCAAGGGCCAAACAAGAAAGGUGAAAAGUCACCUCGACCUGCCCCGAUAAGCACGGAUCGCACAAAGAGCGUCGAGCCCUCACCGUACUCUUGGGGGAGCCGGCAUUCUGGUGAAGGUCUUUUAUCCUCGCCGCACGAAGACAACUCUGCUUCCCAGUCUCAUUCCGCAGACUCGAGCAUGAUACCUCCCCCUCUCGGACCACGUCGAAAAUCAUCGCCUAUGUUCGACGCCCCAGUCAAUACCACUACACACCGUUCUUUAGAGAAGCCAAAGAUGGUAACUGACAAAGGUUUAAGGAGGAGCGUCUUAUACCCCUCUAAGCAGGACACGGUUGCCAUUGAUGAUGAAGAUGCGAAGCUAGUUAUGGCUUCUCUCAAUUAUAGCAAAAGGAUGUCGCAGGCCCAUAUGUUGGGCGAUUCACCUGAUCCUGAAGCGGACGAUAAUGUUCCACUGUUUGGCCCCGAUAAUAUCGCCAAGAACGUUUCCGCGCAAAGGGGAUAUUUUCCUCCUCCCGGUCCAACUGGCGACAGUGUCGAUCCUUCGAUUGCAGCCCAUGCACGGCUUGCUGCGGAGUACGAAAAUAAGCCCGCUCCGCCCCCGUCUUCCAACAAAGUCAUGACCCCGUCUCAAUUUGAACAUUAUCGACAGCAACAGGAACUGAAAAGGGCAAAUAGCGAUGGGUCUGACAGUGAGGAUACGGCAGAAAGCGACUUCGAUGAAGAAGACGAAGCGGAAAAGAACCGGGAGACCGAGAGGCAACGGCGGAAACAGGAAGCUCAUCUGUCUGUAUACCGUCAGCAAAUGAUGAAGGUCACUGGGCAACAGGCCUCACCUCCGUCCCUUCGUCCGGAAGAUCGCGCUAGCAGCAGCACGCCGAACUUGACGAAUCCCUCGUUACAUCCCGGUAACCAAUCUGGGAGCGGGAAGAGCAGCGAGGGCGACGACGAUGAAGAAAUUCCACUCGGCAUAUUGGCAGCCCAUGGGUUCCCUAACCGAAACCGUCCACCAACCCGCCUUAUGUCGUCCAACUCCAUGCAAAACCUUCGUGCGUCAUAUCAUCCGCCACACUUAGGCUCCGCGGGCUCAGACAUCGGCGGUGGUAAUCGGAGCAGCUUGCCUGUAUUUGCCAGGAACCUUCCACGGGAUCCAUAUUUUGGAGCAAGCCUGGUUGCUCCUUCAAACAGGGAGUCACUUGCUCUGGGAGGAGGAGGCGGCUCUGUAUAUGGGGGGCCCUCUGCCGCUACAGGCUCAUCAUCUCCUGCCCUGCCACCGGGAGGGUUGGUCGGCGUUAUAGCUACUGAGGAGCGAGCCAGAGCUAUGAGACGAGGAAGCCCGAAUACCCAAGCGAUGUAUGACCAUCCACAUGGGAUUCCAGGACCAGCAGGAAACGUGAGUGGUAUCCCUAGGCCACAUACUAUGCUUGGCAUGAACUCUGCCAAUGGGUUUAAUUUCCAACCGUCAGUCUCGGCGACGGAGCAAGCUCAGAUACAGCUGUCCCAACAGAUGAGCAGCAUGAUGCAAAUGCAGAUGCAGUGGAUGCAACAGAUGAUUCAACUACAGGGCGGGCAGGCUACCCCGCAACAACUUGCAUCCCCUGCAAACUUCGCGAUUCCUUCUUUCCCUGUCAACGCGAAUUCAAGACCCUCAUCGAUGCCAACGGUCGGUGGAGCAUUAAACAAUGUCUCCUCCAGCUACAAUGGUGGGGACCACAGAACACUAAGCAUGCUCGACCCCAAUGUCUCAUCCAGGCUGAAUAGCCCAGCUGGGCCAUUUGCUGCUGGCGGAAAUCGACCAGGCACUCCAGGUGGGGCUGGCUAUGCCCCGUCGCUUGCUCCGUCAGAGCGUAGCAAUGUCGGGUUAGCGCCCCGAUACAGGCCAGUCUCAACGCUACCAGCAGAGGCUGAGUCGACCAGCUUCCUUCCCCCAGCGAAGCAUUGGAACGACGAAAAUCGCAGAGCCACUUACUUAGCCCCUUCUACGAACGUAACCCCGCCGAACACGACUAUCCGCCCUGUAUCCAGUUACAGCAGGACCCUUGCCGUUCCGUCCAAGCUCAGCAGCCAUAGCCCCGCUCCAGCUGAUGAGGAAGACGACGAUGAGGGGUGGGCAGAAAUGAUGAAGAAACGAGAGAAGAAACGAAAGAACUGGAAAGUCAAGAAAGAAUCGUCGACCUUUGGAGAAGAUUUAUUGAACGCAGUACAUUGA
Molecule: messenger RNA, 2820 nt
Organism: Aspergillus mulundensis
Lineage: Eukaryota; Fungi; Ascomycota; Eurotiomycetes; Eurotiales; Aspergillaceae
Exons: 2
Coding region: 1-2820 (939 amino acids)
Source: RefSeq, a predicted model, not a curated record